This is a messenger RNA of Zasmidium cellare ATCC 36951, 1398 nucleotides long. RefSeq lists its product as uncharacterized. NCBI's taxonomy places the organism in Eukaryota, Fungi, Ascomycota, Dothideomycetes, Mycosphaerellales, Mycosphaerellaceae. Gene Ontology annotation, molecular function: FAD binding; monooxygenase activity. Gene Ontology annotation, biological process: secondary metabolite biosynthetic process. Bases 1 to 1398 code for a protein of 465 amino acids. The record is from RefSeq and is a predicted model, not a curated record. The transcript is spliced from 6 exons.
AUGCCUUCGAUACAAAAACCAGUCACUACGACACCGUACCCUAGUGGAUCUUGGACCUAUGUUGAUGCAGUCUCAACUGGUCACGUAAACGGAGAGUCGCUCAAGGCGAAGUUCAAGCUCAAGAUCAUAGUGGUUGGAGCAGGAAUAGGCGGUUUGUCAGCUGCCAUUGCUCUAGCCAAAGACGGGCACGAAAUCGAAGUCCUUGAGGACGCCCCGAAGCUUGCAGAAAUAGGAGCCGGCAUUCAAAUACCCCCAAACUCAGCUCGAAUCCUUCAAUCAUGGGGAUUGGAAGAUAGACUGCAACUGAAAUCCGUUCGUCCAACAAGCCUCUACUGGAGACGAUGGCAGGAUGGCCGUGUUAUUGGCUACACGAGAUACAGACCUGACUUUGAGAAGUGGUAUGGCUCUUCUUAUUAUGUGGCACAUAGAGCUCAUCUGCACGAGAUAUUGCAUGAGCGUGCGGUUGAACUUGGGGUGAAAGUCCGGCUUGGUAAGAGAGUGAAAGGCUACAGCCUUGUGCAGGCGAGUCUGGAACUUCAGGAGGAGACAUUGAUGGCAGACUUGAUCAUCGCCGCAGACGGCAUCAAAUCAUUGGCCAGGCGCAUGCUGAACUCGAGUGCGCCUUCAACACUUCGGCAGCAUAAUAUGGCUGCGUAUCGAGCAUGUGUACCAAUCGAAUCGCUGAAAGGAAACCUUGACAUUUCUAACACCAUCGACUUAGAAAGCAUCAACUUGUGGCUGGGAGACAGUGCACAUGUCAAGAGCUAUGGCAUCGUUGGCGGUCAGAAAUGGAACAUUGUAGCCAACGUACCAGAAGUGCGAGAGGUGGAAGACUGGGAUGCAAGUGAAGUGACAAGCGUUGCUCGCAUGCAGUCGUUCUUCAAAGGAUGGGACCCAACCCUUGAGAAGAUCCUUGACUCGGUAACAGACACCAGGCUGUGGCCGGUGCAAGACAUUGAAUGCGCGAGGAAGUGGGUCUCCCCCAGCAAGAAGCUGGUCCUGCUCGGCGAUGCCGCUCAUGCAAUGAUUCCGUUCAUGUCAAUCGGAGCUGCGAUGGCCGUAGAAGAUGCAUCUGCUUUAUCACAGGCACUUCGUCUCGUCGAGAGCCCCGACCGAAUUGACCAUGCUGUGGAUGUGUACGAGCAAGUGAGGAGACAUCGAACGGAAGCUAUGCAUGAGGCCAGUUACAGACAUGCGUAUACCAUCCACCUUCCGGACGGGCCAUUGCAGCGUGCUAGGGAUGCUCAAAUGGAGGAUGAGGUUGCGGGAGUGCACUUCGUUCGCAGUCCCAACCAAUGGAGCGAUCCGACGACGCAGCUCUGGGCGUAUGGAUAUGAUGCUGCUGCUGCUAUUCGAGACGCAUGGUAUGAAGAGGUAGCGUCUUCUCACGGUCUUUAG